Temnothorax curvispinosus is the source of this 1822-nucleotide messenger RNA. RefSeq lists its product as uncharacterized. The transcript is spliced from 4 exons. NCBI's taxonomy places the organism in Eukaryota, Metazoa, Arthropoda, Insecta, Hymenoptera, Formicidae. The coding region runs from base 406 to 1590 and encodes 394 amino acids. The record is from RefSeq and is a predicted model, not a curated record.
UGGGUCAGGUGGAGCCCGUCAGCCCUAAGCCCGAGGUGGUAAUCGUAGAGCGCAGACGUUACCGACAUUACCGGCUCGAUUCGCGCGAUCUACCGUCGGUAUUGAGGGUAUCGAGAUUAUCGAGUUCUAUCACGUUCUAUCACGUUCUAUCACGUUGGCUGUCCUGCGCGGAUCUGAUCUCAAGUCUCAAGUUUGAAAUUUUCGCAACGACGAGAGCCCGCCGGCGGCCGCCCGCCAGUUCGCGCGUUCGCUGAUCGCUCCAGUGUCCAGGUUUGCUCGCGUCGGCUAGCUUGUUCUCGUGAUUUUCGCACGGAGUAGAAACUCGGAAAGUUAUCGUCUGGGAACGGAGGUACGCAUAAUCGACGUAAUCGCGAACGUAGGCGUAAGGCGUAAGCAGGAAGGACAAUGGAGUCCGGUGACGAGGACAUGUUCGCUAUCAGCGACGAGGAGGCGUCGUCGCCGGCACCGGUCAAUCCCGUCGAGGAGCAUCUGCUGAAGCAGCUCGCUGACGUCCAGCACAGGAUCGACGUCGCUGCGAGCGAGAUCGCCGAGACGAAGGCGAUCACCGCGCACGUUUUGAACGUCCUGGAGUGGCGCGCGCUUUACGGGGAGGACGCGAGCUCGGACUCUGACAGCGAGUUGUACACUGCUGAAGGAGUACCUGUGGCAAAGAAACAGAAACGCAGCAGGGCUAGCAGCACAAAAAAUAAUUUGGACCUGACAUUUCAGUGGCAAUGCGUACUUCAGGAUAAAUGGAUUAUUGGAGUAGAACUGGUCAACAGAUCCUGUAGCACGUUGCUCAACCCCAGAUAUUACGUGUCACCUAUGCGGGGCGAGGAGAUUUUCGGCGAGUCGACCUUCUGGAAAUUGAAAGAAGAAGUUGAAAAUUCUUUCUUCUAUACGAAAAAGAUCAAGUCGAUCCAACCCGGACCUGUCGUGGCGACAAUGGUGCUCGAUCUACCGAUGUUCGAUCAGGAACCUGUCGUCGAGUGCUGGGGUAUAAUCUCGUACGAGAUCAAUGACACACAAUUCCAAGUCCCAGUGCCACCCAUUCAGCUCUCUAUUGUCGAAACGAUCGAUAGUUCGUAUAUAAACUUCUUAAAUGAGAGCGAGUACGGUGCGAUAUUAGCCCUGAAAAGCACGUCCACCAUAGAAAGGAUCGUUAACGUUCAAUUCUCGAGAGACGAUCAAGACGAUCAAGACGAUCAAGACGACCAAGACGACCAAGAUGAUCAAAAUGGGUUCGGCGACAAACUCGAUCGUCUUUUGACCGCGAAAAUCUUUACGAAGGUUCGCAGCAACAUUUUCUUGGCGAAAGAACACGGCUCCCUGAUGUACUGUCUGGUCGAGAUACAAUCGAUCGAUGUCGACGAAGCGAAUAUCAAGAUCUUCGCCAGAUCUGUCAAUCAGCUGAACAUAAUAUUGCACCUUCUGCAAGACGAAUUUCCAAAUGUAUCUCUUGAGGAGACUGAUAAUUGCGUUGAGGCUGCGAUGGCUCUGAUACACGAGCUAACGAUGAUUCGCGAUAAUAAGAACAACAUCCGCGAGAUACAAGAAGCGAAAGUGAUAACAGACUUACUUAUUCCUUAAGUUCUAUUUAUCACUGUUUAUAUAAAAUAUUGCUUACUCGUAGAGGAAGCUUUGUUUUUCUUGUAUUAUGUUAAUAUGCAAUGUAAUAUAAUUAUGUUGACAUAAUGAUAUCGUGUAAAAAUAUACCAAAAAACCAAAAAUUGUUAACAAUUAAUGUAGCAAUAUAUUAUGCGAAGAACAACAUCGGCGAAAUAGAAAAAGCAGUAUAUUAAAUAAAUUGAUCGAGCUUUCA